AUGGCUGUUCCUCCUCUCUCCCAGGGCGUCGGCUAUGGCGUAGUCAUCGGUCUCGGUGCUCUGUUCGCCAUUGUCGUCGUCGGUGUGUCUCGCUCGCUGGUCCGCUAUGCCGGCAUUGGCAAGGAUGCUGAAGAAUUCAGUGUCGCACGACGAUCGCUUGGUUCCGGUCUCACGGCAGCUGCUGUGAUCAGCUCUUGGACUUGGUCGGUGACUCUUCUGUCCUCGGUCUCGACCGCUUACAACUAUGGUGUGGCAGGAGCCAUGCUGUAUGCCUCGGGCAACUGCACCCAGAUUGUUCUCUUCUCGACGCUGGCGAUUCAGCUCAAGCGCCGUGCUCCGUCGGUGCACACCUAUCUCGAGCUCGUGCGUAUUCGAUUUGGGACUCUCCCGCACUUGACGUAUAUAUUUUUCGCCCUGGCCAACAACAUUCUCGUCUGCAGUUCCGUGCUGCUCGGCGCAUCGGCUGCGAUCAACUCGAUCACCGGCAUGAACGUCUAUGCGGCGCUCUUCCUCCUCCCCGCCAGCGUCGUGGCCUACACGCUUCGAGGUGGCCUGCGAAGCACCAUCUUGGCCGACUAUCUCCAUACGAUCAUCAUCUUUGUUAUUCUGUUCGCCUUCUGGCUGCGCGCCUACACCACUUUCCCGGAGAUCGGCAGUCCCGCAGCCAUGUACAACCUGCUGGUCAAGAUCUCGGAAAACAUCAGCAUCUCGGGCAACUACAAGGGCAGUCCCCUAACGCUCAAGACGUCCGGAGGACAGUACUUUGCCUGGCUUAGUACUUUCGAGUAUACCGGUGUUGUUUUCCUCGAUGCCUCGUUCCACCAGAAGGGCGUCGCCGCUACGCCGGAGGCCGCGUUCCCUGGUUACCUCAUCGGAGGUCUUGCGUGGUUUUCGAUCCCCUGGUGUCUGGCGACGACGGCCGGUCUUUCGGCUCUGGCGCUGGAAACCACCUACCCUGGCUUCCCGACCUACCCGAACCGCAUCCCCAAGGAAGACGUCUCUGCCGGCCUGGUCUUGCCCUACGCCGCUCAGGCUCUGCUGGGCAAGGGUGGCUCAGCGGCGGUACUCCUGCUCAUGUUCAUGAGCUGCACCUCGGCCAUUUCAGCUCAGAUGGUGGGUGUCUCAACCGUCGUUUCUUAUGAUAUCUUCAAGACCUACUUCAAGCCGACGAUCUCUCCGACCGGGUUGCUCCACUUUAAUCAGUACGUUGUUGCAGGAUUCGGCCUAUUUGCUGCGGCGUUCGGCAGUCUGCUCCACGGUGUGGGGCUGGAUCUCGGGUUCCUGUACAACUUUAUUGGUAUCUUUACCGGUGCUGGCCUGUCCCCGCUCAUCUUUACGUUCUUCGACACGCGGUUGCAUCCUGCGGUCAUCUUCCCGGGGAUUUGGAUCAACUUCUUGAGCGGAGUGGCGGUCUGGCUUUCGGUGGCGUAUCACUAUUAUGGUGUGGUGGAUUUGGACAGUGUGGGGCAGGUGAUUCCGUGUCUCGCAGGGUGUGGGACGGGAAUUGGAGUCGGGUUGGUGCUGUCGACCUUGUCGGUGCUCUUCUUCCCUCGCGAGUUCGCGUGGAGCAGGAUCCCGGAGAUCCUCGAGCAGCAGUACAAGGAGCAGGUGGAGCGUGCUGCCAAGCACUCGCUGCACCACCACCACCACCAGGACGAGCACCAGCAGGCGCAGACAGGCAGCAGCUCGCCAAACGAGAAGCCGUCGAGCCUCGACUCGUCGGCCGACCCACGCCACCAGCUCGAGAUCAUCGAAAACGAUCCGGCCUACAACCGCGCGCGCCUGGACCGCUACUUCCGCAUUGCCCUGUUUUCGGCACUCACCAUCUUCGUCGUCAUCACCAUCAUCUGGCCCUUCAGCCUGUACCGCGACUACAUCUUCACCAGCUCCUUCUUCCAGGGCUGGGUCAUCGUCUCGUUCAUCUGGGCCGUCGUCGGCUUUGUCGGCGUCGGUAUUUUUCCGUUGGUCCAGGGCAUCCCCGUCGCCAAAGUCAUCCUCGCCAACCUGCGCAACAAGGCCCGCGGCGACGCCAUCACUGCGACGGGCGAAAAGAACCGAGGCUCAGCUUCGGACGGCAGCACGUCGACUACUGCUGCAAGCCAAACCAGCGGAGGCACCUCGCCCGCUCAGGCAAAGCCGACCCAGUCCGACUCCGUCUUCGUCGCUUAG
Sporisorium graminicola is the source of this 2169-nucleotide messenger RNA. RefSeq lists its product as uncharacterized. The coding region runs from base 1 to 2169 and encodes 722 amino acids. Gene Ontology annotation, biological process: putrescine transport; spermidine transport; urea transmembrane transport. The record is from RefSeq and is a predicted model, not a curated record. NCBI's taxonomy places the organism in Eukaryota, Fungi, Basidiomycota, Ustilaginomycetes, Ustilaginales, Ustilaginaceae. Gene Ontology annotation, molecular function: putrescine transmembrane transporter activity; spermidine transmembrane transporter activity; urea transmembrane transporter activity. The transcript has a single exon. Gene Ontology annotation, cellular component: plasma membrane.